Trichophyton benhamiae CBS 112371 is the source of this 1698-nucleotide messenger RNA. RefSeq lists its product as uncharacterized. Gene Ontology annotation, biological process: circadian regulation of gene expression; entrainment of circadian clock by photoperiod. Gene Ontology annotation, cellular component: nucleus; cytoplasm. The transcript is spliced from 2 exons. Gene Ontology annotation, molecular function: DNA binding; FAD binding. The coding region runs from base 1 to 1698 and encodes 565 amino acids. NCBI's taxonomy places the organism in Eukaryota, Fungi, Ascomycota, Eurotiomycetes, Onygenales, Arthrodermataceae. The record is from RefSeq and is a predicted model, not a curated record.
AUGCCUGCGAAGAAGCGCAAAGGGUCCGAGGCAUUCUCCCCCGAAGAAUCACGACAACACAGCGCGUCGUCUCAACUCACAUCGCGUUCACUGCCGGACCUAAGACAACCACAUCCCAACGCACGGCAGACCGAAGAUUUUGGUAUAGUCUUACGCGACUUUUAUCCCCCGGAAAUAAGCAACGCGCGCUGCCAUGCCUAUAAUGAAGGAGUACUAGAGCGCCCCAUUGAAGCACUGCAGCGGGCAUACAAGGAGACAACGGAGCAAUGCCAGGAUAUCCAGCCAGGCAAAGCCGUUGUGCAUUGGUUCAAACAAGACCUCCGCCUUCAAGAUAAUCGCUCGCUACACAGAGCCUACAAUUUUGCUCGCGACCACAAUAUACCCCUUAUCUGUUUAUACAUUUUCUCGCCAGAAGAUUUGACUGCUCAUUUAUGCAGUCCGCCUCGAGUUGACCUUAUCUUGCGGACACUGGCCACUCUGAAAUCGGGAUUAUCGAAGAAGGAUAUUCCAUUAUACAUGGAAUCAAUCAAAAGAAGAAAGCGGAUUCCCAGCCGUAUAGUCGAGCUGUGUAAGACCUGGGGCGCAAGCCAUCUUUUUGCUAAUAUAGAGUACGAGGUGGAUGAGCUCAGGCGUGAAGCAAAGCUCACUCGUCUCUGCGCCACGCAAGGCAUUAUAUUUGACUCCGAGGAUGAUGCCUGCGUUGUGGCUCCUGGAGAAUUGUCUACACAGCAAGGCAAACAAUACGCUGUAUAUACCCCUUGGUAUCGGUCUUGGGUGGCUUAUCUCAAGCAGCAUCCAGAAAACUUAGAGCUUGUUGAUGCACCAGCUGUCAAUGCAGGUGAUGCACGGAAGCAUUUUAAAGACCUAUUUGACAGUGCUGUUCCGAUAGCUCCAAAUCAAAUGAAGUUAUCCGAAGCAGAGCAAGAACGAUUUAAGAAAAUGUAUCCCGAAGGCGAGCAAGAAGCAACACGAAGGCUUCGAGAAUUCUUAUCGGAAAAGGGAAAACAGUAUCACUCCAAACGGGACUUUAUGUCUAGCCAGUUUACCUCUGUUCUGAGCCCCUAUUUUAGUUGUGGGGCUUUGAGUGCUCGAACUGCACCUUUCAUCGAAGCUAUGAAACUAUGUGGCCUCGUAAUAACAGAUGAUUCCUCUAGUAUGAAUAAAUGCUUCAAGCCGGAAUUCACAGAUUUAGAAUGGGAAUACGACUCAACCCAGUUCGAUGCAUGGUGUGAGGGAAAAACAGGAUUCCCCAUCGUUGAUGCCGCGAUGCGACAACUCAAGCACUGUGCCUGGAUGCACAACCGCACGCGAAUGAUAGUGUCCUCGUUCCUCUCCAAGGACUUACUUAUUGACUGGAGACGCGGAGAGCAGUUCUUCAUGCUCCAUCUGAUUGAUGGGGAUUUUGCAUCAAAUCACGGUGGCUGGGGGUUUGGAUCAAGUACGGGAGUAGAUCCUCAGCCGUAUUUCCGCAUAUUCAACCCUUUACGUCAAAGUGAGAGGUUCGAUCCAGACGGUGACUAUAUCCGGCAUUGGGUACCUGAGCUGCGAGACGUCGAGGGUUCCGCUAUUCAUGAUCCUUACGGAAGAGGUGCUGAGGAAAUUGCAGAGAAGAACGGAUACCCGAGACCGAUUGUGAACCAUACGGAGAGCAGGGAAAGGGCGCUGGAGAAAUACAAGAAAGCCGCUCAUGGUUCUUAG